Messenger RNA from Cladocopium goreaui, 1144 nucleotides. The record is from the annotation of a GenBank genome assembly. Lineage: Eukaryota; Dinophyceae; Suessiales; Symbiodiniaceae.
UUGCUUCACCAUUGCAGUAGCCACCCGUGCCUUAGCAAUGGAUUGCGUCUAUUGAUUUUGCAGCAGGUGAGCUUGCAAUGGCUCUAUGGGUGCUUGUAGCUGGCAUCACUAUUGCCUUAAGCCUUCUAAUCUCUUCGGCGGUCAGCUUCUGGAUCUCUUCCAGGCAAGACCCUCUAGAGGAGUUGGGGGUGAAAUCGACCUAUCCUAGAAGUGCUUUGCCUGAUGACAAGAUUCAGGCAUACAUGCAACUCAAAGAUAAAAUGCGCACGGAGUUCGCAAAGGAUGCAAUCGGCGAUAUGUGGGUAUCAAAAUUACCUGCGCAUGUAAAAGACAUGCUCAAGUACAGACUUAUGCAGCGAGCCAUCGGAGACAUGUCACUGCUACAAAAGAUUGACGCUGAUGCGCGUGGCUAUUGGAAGCUGUUUUCCAAGGGCAUCAUCACUUCGAAAUUUUGGAACUCAGUGCUGGCAGCAGAGCGAGAGCUCUCCCAAGAGAUAGAAGCUGUCAAAAAUGAGGCUCUGGCAAUUGAACCGUCCCAUGACCCGCAAGGCAUAGUAUCUGAGGCUAUGCAGCUGGUUGUCAGAUAUGGUGACAAGAUCUGGGACAAGUUUCCAGAGCCGCCGGAAAACGCACCAGGAGGUUCUAAUGCCCUCGCUGCAGCAGCAAAGGCAGUUGCAGCUGCUGGUAUGCCCAGACCUCCUGGUGCACCGCCUGGACCAUUUCCGCCUCCCGGACCGCCGCCACCGCAGCAAGGUGGCUCAACUGACACCUACAAAUGGCGGCAGGACACCGAGGAAGUCGAGGUCUCUGUGAUUGUGCCUGACAACACGGUGAAGACGGAAGUGAAGGUGCAGUUCCAGAGCAAGUCCCUGAAGGUUCUGCGAGCUGGAAAGGCUCUGGUGGAAGGGGUGCUGGCUUCACCAUGCUGUCCUGAAGGCUGCACGUGGACGCUGAGCAAGGGCCACAUAGUGGUGACCUUGGAAAAAGCCGACCCGAAGCCGUGGCGUUCCCUUUUCGUAGAACGUUCCUGAGUUGAAUCGUGAUGACUUACAUAGAAAUUGUAAAGUCAUGUAGGGCGUAGGAGACCUUCGCACUUGGGGUCUAGACUUGUCUCGCUGCUUUGCAGGCGUAGAGAGUCUGAAAA